UCGUCCAGGACUUACAAUCACUUAUCCAGAAUCCCCGGGAUAAUCUUAUUUAAAAUACUAGAAACUCUCUGAUCCCGAAAAUAUCAUCAAGUCUCUACUCUUUGCAGUUUUUCAAGAGUUGAAAUCUACCUCAGACUUGCGACAAAACUUCCAAAGCCUCACAUUAACAAAAUGCCGAAAGCAGAAGUUGGAUCAACGAAGUUUCUGAAUAACAAAUUAAAGUCUAAAGGUCUUCAGCGAUUACGAUGGUAUUGUCAAGUGAGCUUAUCCUCUUUGAUAAUAGAUAUUCGCCGACUAACAUCAUAAAUAGGUAUGCGAAAGACAAAUGCGGGACGAGAAUGGCUUCAAAAUGCAUACACAAUCCGAGUCGCAUGUUCGACAGAUGCUCCUCAUCGGCGAAGAUCCUAAAAAAUUUAUCAAUGAUUAUAGCAAUCAAUUCCAGCGCGACUUUCUACAAUUAUUACGAACCUCUCAUGGCGAGAAACAAGUCAAUUUAAAUCAUUUUUACCAGGAAUAUAUUAGCAACAAAGAGCAUGUCCAUAUGAAUUCAACAAAGUGGCCAUCCUUGACAGAAUUUGCAAAAUUUUUGGGCAGGGAAAGUUUAUGCCGAGUGGAGGAAACGGACAAAGGUAUACAAGUAGCAUGGAUUGACAACUCACCUGAGGCGUUAAGACGACAAGAUGCGAUUAGAAAGAAGGAGAGACAAGACAAGGGCGAUGAAGAGCGGGAGCAAAUGCUUAUCAGAGAGCAGGUACGUCGUGCGAAGCAAGAUGCCGAGGCUCGCGGAGAGUCAGAGAUGGAUGAGCAAGAACGAGGUCUCAAGAGGGAGGAGGGGGAGAAAAUAAAGCUUAGCUUCGGCGCUAAGGCUACGAUCUCAAACCAUGAGAGCAAAGCUGUUGAGCUACUGGAUAGCAAGAUGCCGGCUGGCAAUGCGCUUUCUCUCGAGACAGCAAAAGGUGAGGAUGAAUCCUCUGGGAUACUGGCGAAGGACGACAGUAAAACUGCAGAGUCUACGAAUCCCGAUGCAGCGGCGCCACCUCCAGCGAAAGUUUCCUUGAAGAUCGGAUUUCAGAGCAAACCAAAGAACGUUUUUGCAGCGGCCAAGAAGAAUGCUCUAGGAGGUAAGAAGGCCCCUGUGUUUGAACAACCGAAAAAGAUGAGUGAAGCAGAACGUAUUAUGAAGGAAGAGAUCGAGCGCAAGAGAACCAGGGAGCAAUCACAUGGAGGGCCUUCUCAAAAACGGCCACGAUUUUAAUUGUCUAUCAUGAGAAUUUGGCAUUGCAUGGAGUUAAAUAUGAAGGCACUUCAAAGAUAUGGGCGGAAUAUGGCGUUAUGUUUGAUACCACUUGCAUCUAUAGAAGAACUAAGUCAAGAAAUUUCUAUUUCUCAAGCUGUUCCACGUUCCCACCGUUGACUGUGCCAGUCCGUGAUCGUGCUGGGCCCUAUUGA
Molecule: messenger RNA, 1449 nt
Organism: Sclerotinia trifoliorum
Lineage: Eukaryota; Fungi; Ascomycota; Leotiomycetes; Helotiales; Sclerotiniaceae
Source: the annotation of a GenBank genome assembly